Molecule: messenger RNA, 893 nt
Organism: Moneuplotes crassus
Lineage: Eukaryota; Ciliophora; Spirotrichea; Euplotida; Euplotidae
Source: the annotation of a GenBank genome assembly
GUAAGAAAGGAUUUCAUAACUCCUGAAGGCCAAUUUAGGCGUCAGGCUUAAGGCAGAUGACUAGAUCCUGACAUGCUUCUUAUCUUGAUAUAGAAAAAAUGAGUUUAGAGAAACAGAAGCAUAAGUCAGGCGCUAUUGAGUUGCCCAUCUCGAACGAUUAUACUCUUGCGCUCCCAAGUGUUAUAAGUGAACUGAUUAUAUCAAAUCAGAAGGGAAUUUGCUUACCACCUCCAGUGACAAGCAUUAGCAAAGAUCUGUCUAAUAAGGGCUGUUUUAAGCUAAGUUCCUUCGUUCCUCAACAGUUCUGAGGACCCAAUAACUCCACUAUCAAGAAACAGAGUGCUAACUUAGGAAUUGAGGAGACAAAAGAAGCUACAAAGUUAAACGAAGAUAGACUUAAGGUAUUAAAAACCACCGAUGAGAUCAAGGUCUCUGGAGGAUCCCUCAAAAGACGGAACAACAAGUACAGAGAUGUCCGUGAGAUGAAGGACUAUUCUCCUACAAGAAAUGAUAUUGACGAAGAGAAGAGAUUUCUGAUGAAGCAGUACGGUCUCACUUCGAACAUGGAAGAUUUUGAUAUCUCCUAUAUCCCCUCCGAGAAGUUUGAUAAGAAGAAAAGAGUCUUCUUGUGCAGCUAUGAAGGCUGAGGAAGAAGCUUCUGAAAAACUUGGAAUCUCUUUGAUCAUCUGAGAAUUCACACUAAGGAAAAGCCAUUUAAAUGCAAGGUUUGUGGCAGAGGCUUCGCCCAGAAUGGAAAUCUAACUAAGCAUGAAAGAGUUCACUUAAAAGUGGAUAGAAGAAAGUACAAGUGAAAUAUCUGUCCUAAGGCAUAUACAGAGAAGUACAACCUCAAAAUUCAUAAGCUCAAGAUACAUGGGAUUAGAGCAGAUUAA